GUCAACAUCACAACCUCAUCUGCUAAACUUAGCCAUUACCUACCUACCUCCUCCAGCAUUGUUGGAUAACCUCAUCGUCAUUCAAAGCAAAAUUUGACAUCAACCAAUACCACGCCCACAUUGAAUGCAUUGCGCACCACACCAGCCGCUAAAAUCUACCCGCAUUUUCUUACGGAGUCUUCGCCGACUUCGUAAUCUGCAUCUUCCACCCUGGCCGAAGACAUGGGCGUUAUCCGCAAAAAAACAGCCACGAGAGGUGGUGAAGGUGGUGUGAAGUAUGUCUGCGAUGUCUGCUCGGCGGAUAUCACGUCUACCGUACGGAUAAGGUGUGCCCACAGCGCAUGUAACGAAUAUGACCUCUGCGUUCAGUGCUUCGCGAGCGGAUCCUCUAGCGGUUCUCACCAGCCUGCCACACAUCCCUAUAAGGUCAUCGAACAGAACUCUUUCCCUAUAUUCGACCAGGACUGGGGCGCUGAUGAAGAGCUCUUACUUUUGGAAGGCUGCGAGAUUUACGGGCUCGGAUCUUGGGCCGAUAUUGCAGAUCACAUCGGAGGCUACCGGCGUAAGGAUGAAGUUCGAGACCACUACCUCAAAGUCUACGUCGAUUCCCCAUUUUUUCCGCUCCCAAAACGGUGCCGGCCGUCGGACAUGGAACUAGCCCAAGAAAUAUCUCGCGAGGAAUUCCAGGGACGCAAGAAACGUAGGAUCGAAGAACGUAGAGAAGCCCAGAAGAACGCGCCGCCCUUGCCACCCAAGACCAAGCCGACAGCCAGCGUACCUUCCUGCCACGAAAUACAAGGUUACAUGCCUGGACGACUCGAGUUCGAGACCGAAUAUGCCAACGAGGCGGAAGAAGCGGUCCAAUUGAUGCAGUUUGAUCCGGGCGACGGUAUUAACCCACGUACCGGCGAGCUCGAACCCGAAAUGGAUCUUAAGCUGACAGUGAUGGACAUCUACAACUCACGCCUCACCCAGCGCGUGGAGCGCAAGAAGGUCAUUUUCGAGCAUAAUCUGCUAGAUUACAGGGAAAAUAGUAAGAUUGAGAAGAAGAGGACCAAGGAAGAGCGAGAUAUCCUGAACAAGGCAAAGCCGUUCGCGCGCAUGAUGAAUCACGACGACUUCGAGGCGUUCUGCCAAGGGCUGGUGGACGAACUGAACCUGCGACAGGCGAUCACACAACUGCAGGAGUGGAGGAAUAUGGGAAUCGGAGAUCUUCGUAGCGGAGAGAAGUACGAGCAGGAGAAGGCUCAGCGCAUUCAGAAGUCCAUGCCGAUGGGAUCGAUGGACCGCGAGCGACUUGCCUCGGCGCAGCGCAACAAGCAGAGUGUCCAGCCGGAACCUCCCAGCGGCGCCGCGCUCCUCAUAGCACCCGAGCUCCCGUUUCGCCCAGCCGCUGCGGGAGCAUCAUCCCAUGGAAACACAGACGCGUCUGGGAACGGCCAUACGAACGGCGAUGCCAAUGGCGUCACGACUAACGGGGGACCAGUGCCGGGGAAGCAGAAAUUCGUUUCCCAGCCCAUCUCGGGCGUGCAACCUCUAGCCCUGACGCAGGACAACGCGCCAGAUAUGCAUCUCCUCACCCCCGAAGAAGUCGAUUUGUGCAAAGUGUCACGAUUACAGCCGAAGCCGUACCUGAUGAUCAAGGAGCAAGUUCUGAAGGAAGCCCUCAAAGGCAAUGGGUCGCUCAAGAAGAAACAGGUGAAGGAGAUAUGCCGAUUAGAUUCUCAAAAAGGAGGCAGGAUUUUCGACUUCUUCAUCAAUGCCGGCUGGAUCGCGAAAGCGUAGGCCUAGUUUCUGGCGUCCCUGUUAGAGGCCCACCACGCGCUACGGUACGGCUCGUCGAUCCCAGUUUCGGACCCGAGAUGCGGGAGCUCUCGCAGAGGGGUUCCUAGCGACCAGAUUACGCCUACCGCCUACAUGCAGUACAGAGGUUAUUGGUGGAUGGGCUGUACAUGUAGAUAGUAAUUUUUACACGAAGAUUGCUGCGCCCUGCGGCUUUCCCUAGCGCCACCAGGAGACAUUUUUGCUGGCCGUAGCGAUGUGUACGACGACACCGUGCCGCUAUCAUCCAUGUUAGCGGGAGCGGCUAGACAGCCGCCGUGCAGCAUGUAACCCCAGUGAUUUCCAACUCAUAUCUUCGCGCCGAAGCGACGCUUCACGCAAAUGGUGAAUGUCCAUGAUGUGUUGGAUUCUUCGAAAUGGCAACCAUUAGUAGCGUGCUACGAUCUAAUAUAUACUGGACUAGCAUUUUCCCAUCCACAC
Molecule: messenger RNA, 2262 nt
Organism: Durotheca rogersii
Lineage: Eukaryota; Fungi; Ascomycota; Sordariomycetes; Xylariales; Xylariaceae
Product: transcriptional adaptor-like protein
Exons: 2
Coding region: 223-1785 (520 amino acids)
Biological process (GO): regulation of transcription by RNA polymerase II; chromatin remodeling
Cellular component (GO): SAGA-type complex; nucleus
Molecular function (GO): transcription coactivator activity; protein binding; zinc ion binding
Source: RefSeq, a predicted model, not a curated record